Molecule: messenger RNA, 849 nt
Organism: Perca flavescens (yellow perch)
Lineage: Eukaryota; Metazoa; Chordata; Actinopteri; Perciformes; Percidae
Gene: foxq2
Product: forkhead box Q2
Exons: 2
Coding region: 1-849 (282 amino acids)
Biological process (GO): cell differentiation; anatomical structure morphogenesis; regulation of transcription by RNA polymerase II
Molecular function (GO): DNA-binding transcription factor activity, RNA polymerase II-specific; RNA polymerase II cis-regulatory region sequence-specific DNA binding
Source: RefSeq, a predicted model, not a curated record
AUGACAAUGGAAGACAGAAGCAGCCGCACCGGCGGUAGAGAAAGGCUGGGACUGAGCUUCACUAUUGACUACCUUCUGUUCAAUAAAGGAGUCAAAGGUUCUAAAGAAGAAGCGACAGGAAGUCGUACAGCAGAGCAGACGGCGAACAACAUGCUAAAUCAUCAGAAUCUUAAACCCGAAGAGGUGGGGAUUCGCUCUGAGAGACAGGAGAAGUGGCUACAGAGGUCAGAGGCAGAGACCAAAGAAAAGAAAGUCAAAGAAGAGGAGGGGGAUGAAGAGCAACAAGAGGAGGGGGAGGAGGAAGUGACCACCACCACAUCUACCAACGGCAGUCCAGAGAAGUCUGCGGACAAACCCAACCAGUCGUACAUAGCGCUCAUCUCCAAGGCAAUCCUGGCGUCAGAGCAGAAGAAACUGCUGCUAUGUGACAUCUACCAGUGGAUCAUGGACCACUACCCUUACUUCAAGAGUAAGGAUAAAAACUGGAGGAACAGCGUGCGUCACAACUUGUCUCUGAAUGAUUGCUUCAUCAAAGCAGGCCGCAGUGACAACGGCAAAGGUCACUUCUGGGCAAUUCACCCAACAAACUACCAGGACUUUUCUAACGGGGACUACCACUGUCGAAGGCCGCGGCGGAGGGUACGCAGGGUGGCAGGACAGCUUCCCCUUUCCUCCCUUAGCUCCACCUACCACCCUGCCCUCGCCCGGCCCCACAGAACGACCUACUGGUGCUGCCCUCAAGCCCAAACACUGCCUCUGUCCUGCUUGGCACCCAGACUCUACUGGCCAUGGUCCAGCGUGCAGCCACAAGUGGGGUUCCACCCGGGCCUGCAUGCCUCCGUACCCUGA